Molecule: messenger RNA, 993 nt
Organism: Lingula anatina
Lineage: Eukaryota; Metazoa; Brachiopoda; Lingulata; Lingulida; Lingulidae
Source: RefSeq, a predicted model, not a curated record
UUUGUGAAGGUAGUUAAACUCUGUACAGUCGACAAUCGUUAAACGACCAAUUUAGGGGAAGAACCACAAUUAUGAAAUUUUUGCUUUUUGCCUGGUCGCUUUUUAUGCUUCUCGCGUUAGAGCAGGUGUAUGCCAGUGAGAGUGAGGAGACGCCACCCGGACUGAGGUUAAAGAAGGAAAAAAUUCCCCAGAACGGAAGACUAAAGAACAUGAAAAGGGAAAACCCCGCAGAAAUGAAAAAGAUGAUGAAGGCAAAAGGCCUGAUAGACAUCUCUGAGGAGGAAGGUUUAGUGCCUCUGAUCACCCCCACGGAUGGUACGGCUGUUCCCAAUGAAUACAUUGCCCGCCUUCUGCCUGGUGGCAAGUACGGAAGAAUUCGUCGCAUCCUGAAAGGAAAAGGUUCCAAAGAAAGAGUGAAGUUCAACAGAAAAAGCAGCUACGUCAUUCUUAGGGAUAUAAAUGCUAGUGACCUUCAACUGCUUCGCCAACUUACUGGCGAUAUUGAAGAAAUCGAACAAGCUAAGGAAAUGUCGGUAGAUCUAAGUCAUUGUGAAGGGUAUUUCCCGGCUGAUGAAACAUGGAAUUUAGACAGAAUUGACCACUAUGAGGAUGAUGACCGUUUUGCCACCUGGGCUCUCAGCUCUGAUAUAGACGCCUACGUCGUUGACACGGGAAUUAACCCUGGUCACAGUGACUUCGGAGGAAGAGUUCUGCCAGGUUGGCACGCGAGUCGUUUUUCUAACAGCAGAGACUCCCAAGGUCAUGGUACCCACGUGGCAAGUACCUUAGGAGGCGCCACCUAUGGAGCAGCCAAGGAGGUCACCCUUAUCCCCGUCAAGGUAUGCGGCACGACGGGGAUGUUCAACUUCGGACAUCCUGGCAGGACUGAACUGGAUAAAGUCACGGGUUCAACAGAACAAGCGUCUCUCAGUCAUUAACAUGUCACUGGGUGGUCCGUACUCUUCUUCUUUUAAUGACGCCGUGUACGCUGUA